This is a messenger RNA of Castor canadensis (American beaver), 2007 nucleotides long. NCBI's taxonomy places the organism in Eukaryota, Metazoa, Chordata, Mammalia, Rodentia, Castoridae. The record is from RefSeq and is a predicted model, not a curated record.
AUGCAGCUGCUCUUGCUCCUGUUGGCCUUCUUUCUGCCACCCAUGGCAAAGGCAGGGGAGAUCAUCAGGGGACAUAAGGCCAAGCCCCACUCCCACCCCUACAUGGCCUAUCUUCAAAGAUUGGAUAAUGGUUUUUAGAAGACGUGUGGUGGCUUCCUAAUACAGGAGGACUUUGUGAUGACAGCUGCUCACUGUUCAGGGAGCUCAAUAACAGUCACCCUGGGCGCCCACAACAUCAAGGAACAGGAAAAGACCCAGGAGGUCAUCCCUGUGAAAAGAGCCAUCCCCCACCCAGACUUUAAUCAUGAAGUCAAAUCAAACGACAUCAUGUUAUUGCAGCUGGAGAGAAAGGUCAAGCUGACUCCAGCUGUGCAGCUCCUCAGGCUGCCCAGAGUCACUUCCCAGGUGAAGCCAGGGACAGUGUGCAGUGUGGCCGGCUGGGGGUGGAUGACCCCAACAGGCAAACCUUCAGACAAACUGCGGGAGGUGCAGCUGAAAGUGAUGGAGGACCAAGUGUGCAAGACCAGCUUUACUAAUUACAACAGUACUUAUGCUAUGUGCGCGGGAGACCCAAAGAUAAGACGUGCUUCCUUUCACGGGGAUUCUGGAGGCCCCCUGGUGUGCCACAAUGUAGCCCAGGGCAUUGUCUCCUAUGGACCAAUAGAUGGGACAGCUCCACAAGUCUUCACCAAGGUCUCACAUUUCCUACAAUGGAUAGAGAACACCAUGAACCACCACAUCAUCGGGGGGCAUGAGGCCAUGCCCCACCCCCACCACUAUGUGGCAUUUGUGCAGUUUCAAAUUGGGGAGAGUAAGCACAGGUGCGGUGGCAUCCUGGUGCUAGAGGACUUUGUGCUGACAGCUGCUCAUUGCUGGGGAAGCUUUAUAAAUGUCACCCUGGGUGCCCACAACAUCAAAGAACAGGAGAAGACUCAGGAGGUCAUCCCUGUGAAAAGAGCCAUCUCCCACCGAGACUAUAAUCCUAAGGAUUUCUCCAGGGACAUCAUGUUACUGCAAGUAAGGGUCACCUCCCUGCUGCCCUUGCUCUCCUUGGUGCAGGAACUUCCUCUCCCCUUUGACCCUGCCCCUUCCCUCCUUUCCAUCCUGGCUAUCACAGGGGCUAAAAGUCUGGCAGGAGGAGACACAAGUAGCAACUGCCUGGGCAGCAUUUCAGGAAAGAUGCAGGCACUCCUGCUUCUGCUAGCUUUUAUCCUACCUCCUGGGGCUGACACAGGGAAGAUCAUUGGAGGCCGAGAGGCCAGGCCUCACUCCCACCCCUACAUGGCAUAUCUUCAGAUCCAGACUCCGGAAGGACUGAGAGUUUGUGGGGGUUUCCUGGUACGAGAAGACUUUGUGAUGACCGCAGCUCAUUGCUGGGGAAGUUCUAUAAUCGUCACCCUGGGAGCCCACAAUAUCCACAGGCAAGAAAGGACCCAGCAACACAUCACUGUGCGCAGAGCCAUCCGCCACCCUGGUUAUGAUGAGCAAAUCACACGGAAUGACAUCAUGUUACUGCAGCUGAGGAGUAGAGUCAGGAAGAAUCGGUUUGUGAGGCCAGUGGCUCUGCCUCAGGCUGGGAAGAGGCUGAGGCCUGGAGCCUUGUGCACAGUGGCUGGCUGGGGCCUGCUCAGCCUCAACAGAAGAACGGAUGUGCUCCAGGAGGUGCAGCUAAGAGUGCAGAGGGACCGGGACUGCAGCCGUCGCUUCAGUAUCUACACUGCCCAGACUCAAAUUUGUGUGGGGAGCCCAAGGGAAAGGAAGUCUGCCUUCAGGGGGGACUCAGGUGGCCCCUUGGUCUGUAACAAUGUGGCCCAAGGCAUUGUCUCCUAUGGAGAUAGGAAUGGGACCCCUCCAGCAGUCUUCACCAGGAUCUCAAGCUUCCUGCCCUGGAUAAAGAAAACAAUGAGACACUUCCAACCAUGGGAUCAGACUGAGACACACACCUGUGUGAAGGACUCUUUUCCUCUGAGGCACAGGCCAGCUCCAGGGGGGUUGCCAGAGCCCUAA